AUGGAGUCGUCCAAUGUCUUUGUUAGAUGGCGACCACUCCCCCCUACGCAGCUGAACACGCCAGAAAUCAACCCAGUGCACGAGAAGCACCGCGGCUCUCGCGUAUCCAUCUCCAUCUCCACCUCCCCGCCCUCGCCAGCGAAUCGCGCCUGGAAAAGCGGUCCCGUAUUCACUCAAGUCUUCGAACCCACGGACGGCAACAAGGCCGUGUUCAACACCGUCGUGGCCCCUAUCCUCCCUCAAGUCCUAAACGGGGACUCCUGCAGCUUCUUCGCCUAUGGACACUCCGGGAGCGGGAAGUCGCAUACAAUACUUGGGUAUGAUUUUGAGGAGCCCGAAGAUUUCGGGCUAUGUCUUGCUGCUGCGAGGUAUCUUGGUGAGGAACUCAAGGAUUCCAAUAAUGCAAGCCACGGAGGUUCCGCUAGUUUAGAGCUGGGAAUUGGGUUGCGCAUGUACGAGCUGCGUGGAAAUACGGCAUUCGAUCUACUGAAUAACCACUGCAAGUGCUAUAUCCGGCAGGGGUAUGAUGGUCAGACACAUAUCCGCGGUGAGACCGAGGUUCUUGACGGGGGACGCGUUAGGGUCCGGCCGAUUGUGACGAAGGGGUGUUGGAGCUUUGAUGAUUUUCGACGCGGAGUAUUGCGUGGUCUGGAGCUGAGAGCCAGCGGAAGGUCAACUGUUCAUGACGAGAGUUCGCGUACGCAUGCGGUUCUGGAGCUUGAGAUUGUGAAUAGGGCGUUGCUUGAGGCGAGGGAGGCGGUGGUUGAGCGGGAGUCGGAGUUGGUUCCUGUUGCGAAGCGGGCGACGGAUAUUUAUAUCGAAGAGCAGAUGAAGGGGUUUGUGAAGACUGAUGAUGGGAAGUUUGUUCUGAAUCCGGAGUAUAAGAUUGACCAGGGACGGAUUGAUGACGCGGAAGAGAAGAAAGCCGAGUUCGAGAAGCGUGUCAGGGAUGCAGAGGAGCAUAUUGGUCAUGUUUUCCGCUCCUCUGGCCAGAUAUGCCUUGGGGGGAAGUUGGUAUUCGUUGACUUGGCUGGAGCCGAGUAUUAUCAUGGUAGCUCGCUGUCUACACAUGGUUCACGACCUCUGCCCAGUCCGCAGGAGCAGAAGGAGGGCCGGCAGAUCAAUACCGACCUUCUCGCUCUGAAAGAAGUUAUCCGCGCGAGGGCCUCGAAGAAGCCUCGUAUUCCAUAUCGGUCAUCGCCUCUGACGAUGGUCCUGCGUGGCCAUUUCGAGGCGCGUGGUUGCAAGGGAAGCUAUUCCGCGGUGAUUCUGACAGCCUCACCGGCAGCAGACCAGUAUGCCGCUACUGCAAAUACGUUGAAGUAUGGAAACCUGGUUGGUAUGGCUGGGGUAGAAGAAACAGACCGUACGGUGUGA
Molecule: messenger RNA, 1377 nt
Organism: Aspergillus puulaauensis
Lineage: Eukaryota; Fungi; Ascomycota; Eurotiomycetes; Eurotiales; Aspergillaceae
Product: kinesin family protein
Exons: 1
Coding region: 1-1377 (458 amino acids)
Biological process (GO): microtubule-based movement
Cellular component (GO): kinesin complex; microtubule
Molecular function (GO): microtubule motor activity; ATP hydrolysis activity; ATP binding
Source: RefSeq, a predicted model, not a curated record